AUGAGGAAGCGCGGUCCAUUAUGUCGAGCGUCGAAUCGUGACUCAGUUCGAAACACUUAUCAAUCCUAUCAAUCCAAACGAGCCUGUCAAUUGCAACGACCGGUAGUGAAAGAAGGGUCUCUUCCAGCCAAGCAUGUCAACAAAACCCCAAUCGAGAUGACGGGAGCGCAAGUCAACAGAAUCGCGGGAAGUGCUGAGACAGCUCACGCUAUUGGCAUCCACGACGCCCAACCCCAGCUGCUGGCGAAUUCGCGAUUACUCUGGUUGCACCCGGGCCGGUUCAGCCCAGGUCGUUCGUAUCUAUGGGAUCAGUACCUCAACCGCUUCUGCAGGACCUUUCCAAGCUAUGCCGGACCUCAAAAUCCUUUUCUGUCCGUUCUAGUCCCCAUGGCCCUGCAGUCCAACAUGCUGUUCGAGGCAUUAAUUGCCAUGAGCGGAGCGCAAACUUGGGGAAGUGCGUCGCUUGAGCUGCGCGAAGAGACUCUUGAAGCGAAGCACAAUGCCUUGAAGGCUUGCAGGGAGCUUCUGAACGGCCCGACAUGCUCUCAUAUCAGUCGCUCUAGGACCGAGAGGGAUGCCAUCGGCUCCGUGGCGGUCUCCAGCGGAUCAAGCACUAAUGGUUCUAUCACAAUGGAUACGCAGCUGAUCGUGCUCCUUGCGACAGUCACCAUGCUUUUACUCUACGAGAAAUUCACCGGUGAAGGUGAGAAAAAUUGGAAACCACAUCUCAACUUCAUCAAUCACGUCUUCGCCUUGACAGACAUCCCGAGGGGAUCAAACAAGUUCAACAUUGCAAUGUGCUUCCUCCAUGGGCUCUUCACGUACAAUGACCUGGUCGGAUCGACCUCUCUCAGAAGUGCUCCGCUAUCAACUUUCUAUGUUCAGGCCUGUGAGGCAGAUCCGACCUACGGUAGUUCACACGCGACCAGUAUACCUUCACCACAUCCCCCACUUGGAUCCGUCGACCGCCAAAAUUGGCUGACAUGUUCGGACCGCGGUGGACGUCGAUUUGGUGCUUACCAGUUCCCCAGCAUGAUUGCUAGGAUAAGCUCAGGCGAUACAUCAUUAAGCAUGACAGAUAUCAUUCAGUGGGACGGCCGAAUGGAUUGGUUCCCGAGCUUCUGCUUGAAAGACAACGAGUCGUGCUAUUUGGCUAACAGAGAAUCACACGAAGAGGCAAGCAUAAUAGUUGAGCUCUACCGGAAGACAGCCAUGAUAUACUAUGAACAGAGGCUGCUCCGAGACCAUCAACAAAUCACUCUAAGCACGACACCACUCCGCCGUACCGCUCAACGUGGACACGGCAAAGGAGGAGAAUCAGACUUGCCUUACAGCCAGCAUAUACGAGCAAUCGAACUCAUCAAGCUCAUUCCCGCCCACUCGCCGUAUGAGAAUUCUCUUCUUUGGCCGAUCAGCAUCAUCGCCCCGGAUUUGCAAUAUCACCAUACCGCCGAGAGACAGUAUCUUUUCAAGAAAUUGGAGUGGUUGGAGCGAAGAUUCCAGAUGAAGCAGUUUCACUGCAUGCGACAAUUCUUGCGUGAUUUCUGGACCAGGGCGGAUGAAAGCCACGCGUUAAAAGAUAUGAUAUCAUUCUCGAUGCUGCAAGGGUGA
This is a messenger RNA of Fonsecaea multimorphosa CBS 102226, 1611 nucleotides long. RefSeq lists its product as uncharacterized. The coding region runs from base 1 to 1611 and encodes 536 amino acids. Gene Ontology annotation, cellular component: nucleus. Gene Ontology annotation, molecular function: transcription cis-regulatory region binding; DNA-binding transcription factor activity. The transcript has a single exon. The record is from RefSeq and is a predicted model, not a curated record. NCBI's taxonomy places the organism in Eukaryota, Fungi, Ascomycota, Eurotiomycetes, Chaetothyriales, Herpotrichiellaceae. Gene Ontology annotation, biological process: positive regulation of transcription by RNA polymerase II.